Molecule: messenger RNA, 3748 nt
Organism: Harmonia axyridis
Lineage: Eukaryota; Metazoa; Arthropoda; Insecta; Coleoptera; Coccinellidae
Gene: Ptx1
Product: pituitary homeobox homolog Ptx1
Exons: 6
Coding region: 469-1704 (411 amino acids)
Biological process (GO): regulation of transcription by RNA polymerase II; anatomical structure morphogenesis
Cellular component (GO): nucleus
Molecular function (GO): DNA-binding transcription factor activity, RNA polymerase II-specific; RNA polymerase II cis-regulatory region sequence-specific DNA binding
Source: RefSeq, a predicted model, not a curated record
GACCAGAGAACGUGGAACGGCCGCCUAUGAUGAUAUAUAGAGUAGACGACUUAUGGUUAAACCGCGCUGGGAAGUGGCCCAGAUUAUAGAGACUUUGCCGUAUCAAGUCGUGCAGCGCUUUAGCCGAUAUCAGGGUGGCCGAUUAAGCGCUUAAGACUUUUUAAUACUUUCGCCAGGCCGAUCUGGCGUCUCGCUGUCUUCGGUGGCGCCGAUUUGUAAGAUAUUAACGAGAUUAGCGUCGGACGCGUAUCGGACAGUUUUUGUUUGACGGACGUACGUGCGACGGGCAGAUCCCCGGUUUGUUUGUGGGGAUUUCGCGCGGAGGUUUCUGUGUCUGUGAUAAAUUCUGUGAUCUCUAGGCAGGACGUACAGGAGGAUUUUUUUUUGACAGAUGGUAUGAGGACCCAAACAAGCUCAACCUAAUCUGCGUUUCUCAAGAAGCCCUAAACUCAAGCAAAACUCAACAUAAUGGAACGAAUGGAAUCAUUGUCCGACUCUGGACUGUGCCUCCAAGACUUGGUAACAGGCGUGACGACGAGCUCAGCCUCCGACCUGCACCACAGUGGCGUGCACCACCUCCACGACUCGGUCAGCUCAGCGGCGUCCGUUAACUCUGCCCUAUCUGGCAUCAUGUCAGGGGGUACCUCGGUUUUAGGUCACCACCUGGACCACCAUCAUGGCGUUGUUCCCCACACGCCGUCACUGCACUCCCACGAGCCACUGGAGAAGCUGAAACGUGUUUGGGCAGAAACUGGAGAUUUCAGAGAUGCACACUCUGGAGGCAUGUCAGGUAGCACAGGAUCCAAUUCUUUAGAUCAUCCUCAGCUACCCUUCAGCACAGCAUCAGCUAGAAGUAGGACGAGAGAUAGAAAAGUGAGCCGUUCACUCUCCGACCCCAUAAAGACAGAGUCGGGGGUGGGAGUCGAAAACAACGACUGCACCGGAAACGACGGCGACGCCGGCAAAAACGACAAGAAGAGCAAGAGGCAACGUCGCCAGAGGACGCACUUCACGUCCCAGCAACUGCAGGAGCUCGAGGCUACCUUUGCCAGAAACCGAUACCCAGAUAUGAGCACCAGGGAGGAAAUUGCCAUGUGGACGAAUCUCACCGAGGCCAGAGUCAGGGUUUGGUUCAAAAACAGACGCGCAAAGUGGCGCAAGCGCGAACGCAACGCAAUGAACGCCAUGAACGCAGCCGCCGAGUUCAAGACCGCAGGAUUCGGCACCCAGUUCAACGGCCUGAUGCCCACCUUCGGCGAUACUGACAUCUACUCCUCCUACAGCUACAACAACUGGGCCACCAAGGUGCCCAGCCCUCUAGGCACCAAACCCUUCUGGCCAGUGGUACCGACCAACCACCACCAGUCGACAGUCAACUGUUUCAACGCGGCCACCUCCGUCGCCGCCUCCAUGUCUGGAGCCGCUGGUUCGAUGCUGCCAGGAGGCAUGGGUGGAUCUCCAGCUUCAGUAUCUGGCCAACCAUGCCCCUACACCACCCCAACAACCCCCUACAGCAUGUACCACCACAGAGCAGCGACAGAACCUUGCUCCGCUUCCAGCAUAGCUUCGUUACGGCUCAAGGCCAAGCAACACACGGGAUUCGUCGGCUACUCGAGCCUCAGUCCAGUUCGAUCAGGUUCGACCGGCCUGUCUGCAUGCCAGUACGCGUCCGGCGGCAUAGGAGUGGGGGAGAGACCCGGCUGAGAUCAGGCCGACCUCCUGGCGAUCCACAUGAAACAGGAGAGCCAGGACGAUUGAUGGUUCCUAGACCGCUAGGAUCGUUGUUGGUGAUUCAGUGCGAUUCGGGGACGUACCACGGUGAAAUUGUUGUUUUUAUUUUGUUAGAAAGUGAGAUGAAUACUCAAACGGAGAAGUGUGGACUACUUUGGUAAAUUGUUUAUGGUAUCUGGUUGUAACGCUUGUUUUAAGUCUUUUUUUGAACGUUUUUUUUUACUGCACUGGAUGAGAAGUGGUGUGAUCUAAUACUGUACACUUGUUGGUAUGUCUAACCUGAAUUUCAUGAAGUUCGUUUCAUAAUCAUCCAAAAUUGUAUGUGGUUUGGUUGGCACUAAAUCUUACAAAACAGGUUCCUUUUAGUUUUAGGCUUUUUUACUGUGUCCAUUUGCCUCUUCACGCAGAGCGAUGUUGAUUAUUCACCUAACCUAACCUAACACAAAUUCCAGAGACAUCCCAAGAUGUCUCUGGAAUUUGGCUUUGAUGCACAUUUAAUAAGUUUCCUGUUGGCUGAACAAUCAAGCAUGAAGAGGCAAUGGGAUACAGUAACAAAGCCUCAAACCACAACCGGUUCUUCUAACAUUCCUAACAGCUUUUUAGAGGCCUCACUGAAGCCUUCGAUAGAAGGAAUUGAAACUUUUAAAACUAUUCAAUCAGGGUCAGUACAAGCAGAAUUGUUUUAUUUUGUCGAUAUUGGAUGAAAAUUCUUAUUGAAUAGGCUUUAUUUAAAAAAUCUACCAACAUAUUUUAUAACCUAACCUAACCUAUUUCUAACCUAACAAGACAAAUGUCAAAAAAUUUAAGACAGUUCACGAAAGACUUACCAACAUCUCAUUACGUUUCUUCCAGUGCAGCAUAUAACUUUUGUACAUAGAUCUUUUCUUAUUUCUCGAUCUCUUGAAAAGCACAAACUGGGUUCUUCUAUAUUUCAAAAGAGAUUAAAAGCAGGGAGGAUCGAGGUGAAUUCAGAGAACCUAAUUUAAUUUUUUCGAUGACACCGCUCAAAUUCCUGCAAUAUUAAUUAAAAUUUGAAACUUCCAAUGGGGACAGGUCAACCAACCAGAACCGCAAAAAUCCCCUAAAUUGAACAGGGAAAUGAAUGGCUGCAAUUUAUAGAUUCCAUCGGAAGGUAAUUAACUUCGUUGGAUAAUUGAAAAAUUAAUUAAUUAGAGAACUGACAACGUUGAUUUUAGGGGUGGGGGAAGGAAGUUUCAUAUUUGUGUAUAAAAUGUGUAUCAUCUGCAGUUUUGUAGAUAUCUUGUAAAUAUCACGAGGUUCUAAGUGUUAAAUUGUAGAUCAAUAUGUAGUUGGAGAAAUUCUUGAAUCUUCUGGUAUGAAAUUGCUCAUUCAUUUAGUUGUUGUUGAGGAUUCACAGUUAUUGGACAAUACAAUCCUAAGAAAUCAAUUCGGAUUAAGACUGAAUUUCAAUUUUCUUUCAAUAAACGAAAAUUGCAUUAUUCAAACUCGAGAUUUUUUUUCGAUUAUUCGAAGUAUUUUAAAGGGCAGAGUCGCUAUAUUUAUCGAUUUUUUUUGUACCUGAAAACGCUAAUUUCUAAGUCCAAAGAUACGCCAAAUAUUCUGAGAUUGUGCCAAUGUGAAACCGAUGGAGAAUAGAAAAUUACCGAGAAUUGUGAAACAAAGAACAAUUCAAUAAAGCUACUUCAGUGAUCAACAUUCACGUUUUUUGCUCAAUUUAUGAACACACAUGUCGCAAUUCUUCUAAUCUCUAUUUUCCAUUGGUUGGCAAAAAACAAGGCUACUACGUGCAAUGUAAUAAAGUAAAUAUAAUUGUUAUAUAAUGAUGAUAAUGGAGAUAAGAUUGAAUGAAUGAGACUUAAAAGUAUUUAAUCUUCUGUAAUAUACCUGAAUAGAUUGUAUAGUGUUGCCCAAAAAGUCACUACCUAAAUAUAGUAUUUAAUAUUAAACAUAAACUUCGACUAUAUCCUGUGCAUAUCGUUUGUAACUGUUCAGAAAUUUGCAGUCUAGUCAGAAUAAAUAAGAUCAGUCUUCAAUA